Messenger RNA from Aspergillus tubingensis, 276 nucleotides. RefSeq lists its product as uncharacterized. The transcript has 2 exons. Lineage: Eukaryota; Fungi; Ascomycota; Eurotiomycetes; Eurotiales; Aspergillaceae. The record is from RefSeq and is a predicted model, not a curated record. Bases 1 to 276 code for a protein of 91 amino acids.
AUGUGGCUUGUCCGUCCAAACUUUCAAGCAAUGGUAGGUGCCUUGUCACCCGCGCAAAUCACCGUUGUUAUGAUCUCACAAUUCAAUAGUAAGCUCGGACUCUUCCGUACAAGUGUAAAGCUCAAUUCAAUUGAGACCAACAACUCAGUGCACAAACGUGAGGCAGCUUGCACUCAAUGUCUCAGUUUCCAGAAGGUAUGGGUGCAACAGAGCAGAGUCACGACGUUUGAAAUCAAUGCACAUGCACAGUUCCAACGUGAAAUUGAAGACCCGUGA